AGUGAAUGUGGAUAAGGGGCAGGGAGACAGGCGUGCUGGAGUAGGGGGGAGGGCAGGCAUGGAUGGGGGAGGGACCAGACAGCAGUCUCUCCACCCCCAGCCACUAGCCUUGAAUGAAGGAAGGGUUUGGGCUAGUCGGGAGUGAGAAAUAAGGAGGGCUGGGCGUUAUAAACUGCUGCCCUGCCUGUUUAACUCUAGAGCUAACCUUUUGUUGUUGCCAUAGACGUGUUUAUCUCAAGCAAGGAAUGGGCAGGUGACCCAGGUCCCCAUAAUGAUGUUUUAAGUUCUCAGCAGGUGCAGUUCUCUGCCUGUCUCCUUAUUGUUUCACCUUGAGACCAUGACCUGCUACAGCCUGGUCACAUUAUGCCAUAUGCCAGGAGUGAGAGACAAUGUUUUGGCACAGUCUUCCCACUGAGUGUCAGUUCUGUUCCAGUUUACCAGGGAUGAGUCUGAAGUAUCCGAACAAUGGCAUCUGUGCUGAAGUCUCGUUUUGAAACCACAGGAGUUCAUGACCCAAAGUUUCAGUAUGAAGAUUGGGGUCCUACUUUCUUCACAUAUAAAUUCUUAAGGUCUGUCCUUGAAAUCAUGUGGCUACGGUUAGAAGAUGAGGCUUUUGUGGGGCACAGUGCCCCAAACACACCUGUAAUUGACCUUAAUGGUGAAUUACAUCACAUUUGGGACUAUCUGCAAGGUACACGUCCUUUGGUACUGAAUUUUGGAAGUUGUACAUGACCUCCUUUCCUCUUCAGACUCGGGGAGUUUAAUAAGCUUGUGAAUGAUUUCAGCUCCAUAGCAGAUUUCCUGAUCAUCUAUAUUGAUGAGGCUCAUGCAGCAGAUGAAUGGGCAUUGAAAAACAAUCUUCAUAUCAAAAAGCACAGAUGUCUCCAGGAUCGGCUUGCUGCUGCGAAGCGCUUGUUGGAAGAGUUACCUUCUUGCCCAGUAGUAUUAGACACAAUGAGUAAUCUCUGCAGUGCCAAGUAUGCAGCUCUGCCAGAGAGACUUUAUAUCUUGCAGGAAGGAAAAGUAAUUUACAAGGGCAAGAUGGGUCCCUGGGGCUACAAGCCAGAAGAAGUGCAUUCUGUACUUGAGAAGAAGAAAUAAUCAUGUCAGCAUGAGUAACAGAUUUCGUAAGGACACCAACUGAGCAAUGCAAGCAUUAGAAACCAGACAAACAUUUACCAGACCGCUCCAUAUUAAAUGCCCAAGAACAUUUUCCAUGUAUUUGUGAACCCCACAGUUAUAUCUUACAAAUAACAGCUCUACAACUCCACAAUGUAUUUGUUAGUGACGGUUGCAGCUUAAAGCACAGAUGGCUUCUACCUGAUGUUGCAAAGCAUUGUGAGUGCUUAAUACAAAAAUAAAAGCAUUUCAGGGCCACAUUA
Messenger RNA from Xenopus tropicalis (tropical clawed frog), 1382 nucleotides. It is a transcript of the gene dio1, whose product is annotated as deiodinase, iodothyronine type 1. Gene Ontology annotation, biological process: thyroid hormone catabolic process. Gene Ontology annotation, cellular component: endoplasmic reticulum membrane. Lineage: Eukaryota; Metazoa; Chordata; Amphibia; Anura; Pipidae. The record is from RefSeq and is marked validated. Gene Ontology annotation, molecular function: thyroxine 5-deiodinase activity; thyroxine 5'-deiodinase activity.